GCUAGCGCGGGGUCCCCAAUUGCCUGAACCUUGCCGCGCCGAUCGCGGGGCAGAAACCUUGAAUUCUCUGGAGAGGAAUACCAACAAGGCGCUGUGUACAUUCAGUCCGGUCAAAGACCGCAUAGUAGAGAGCUCACCCAAAAUGAGCUCCUCUGAGCCCGCGACCCGGUGGGCGGCUUUCGCUCGGGACACGAACGAAACCAAAAUCCAGAUCGCCAUCAACCUCGACGGCGGUGCCUUCCCGCCAGACACCGAUGCCCGCUUGCAAGUAAGCGGCGCCGACGGCCAUGCCUCGCAAUCAAGCAAGUCACAAACAAUUAGCAUCAACACCGGCAUCGGCUUCCUCGACCACAUGCUCCAUGCGCUAGCCAAGCACGCAGGCUGGAGUCUGGCGCUGGCCUGCAAGGGCGAUCUACACAUCGACGACCACCACACAGCAGAAGACGUCUGCAUCGCGCUCGGAUACGCCUUCGCGCGCGCCCUCGGUACGCCCACGGGCCUCGCCCGCUUCGGAUACGCCUACGCGCCGCUCGACGAGGCCCUCAGCCGCGCGGUCGUCGACCUAUCCAAUCGCCCCUAUAGCGUGAUCGCUCUCGGGCUGAAGCGCGAGAAGAUCGGGGACCUCAGCACCGAGAUGAUCCCGCACUGCCUGCAGAGCUUUGCGCAGGCGGCGCGCGUGACGCUGCACGUGGACUGCCUGCGCGGGGACAACGACCACCAUCGGGCCGAGAGCGCGUUCAAGGCGCUUGCGGUAGCGGUUCGGCAGGCGACGAGCAGGGUUGCCGGGAGGGAAGGGGAGGUGCCAAGUACCAAGGGGACGCUGAGUGUGUAGCGGGAAGGUAUGGAAAAGUAGGCACCUAACGAAGAUCCCAUCUUGAAGCGGCAGUCUCAACUGUCGUCGUUGAACACUGAGCCAUUGAUGAGACGGCGACCCCACAGUGGCAUGACGUCUCAAUCAUUCAACCCCCGGAAGUGCAAAGCAUGGUUGACCGCCUGGCAUAAUCGGAA
Molecule: messenger RNA, 1008 nt
Organism: Chaetomium strumarium
Lineage: Eukaryota; Fungi; Ascomycota; Sordariomycetes; Sordariales; Chaetomiaceae
Product: Imidazoleglycerol-phosphate dehydratase-domain-containing protein
Exons: 4
Coding region: 143-832 (229 amino acids)
Biological process (GO): L-histidine biosynthetic process
Molecular function (GO): imidazoleglycerol-phosphate dehydratase activity
Source: RefSeq, a predicted model, not a curated record